GAUGGCUACGAUAAACAAGAAAUUGUUCUUUUUGAUAAGUGGUAUUCAGUGCUUGAUUGGAAUGAUGUUGUUAAAUAUUUGAACGAUACUCCAGAAAAUGUUGAGCAAAAAGGCAAGACAUUUGUGUCUUUUCUUGCCAAGUAUGUCUUUAUGACAUUUUACAAACUACCAGAAGAAGCUUUUAAUUUUCAUCGAUUUAGAGGCAUGUGGCAUGAUGAGCUAGAUCAGCACACCACCGAGCUCAUAUUUCACAAAGGCUCAGAGGAAGAUUUCCGCAACAUGCGUUGGGAUGUUAAAUAUGAUGAGGGCGA
Molecule: messenger RNA, 311 nt
Organism: Dentiscutata heterogama
Lineage: Eukaryota; Fungi; Glomeromycota; Glomeromycetes; Diversisporales; Gigasporaceae
Source: the annotation of a GenBank genome assembly